AUGGGGAGCACUGGCAGCCCACCAAGGAACUGCAUUUCGGGUUUCCGUAGCCUCCCAAACGCCUACGCCCAGUUUACCCAGCGACUGGUCUUCACUACCCUCGAGCCAAAGGAUGUUGCGCUCGGCCCAUACGCUCACCCGGUGACGGGCAAGCCAAUGCACCUCUUCACUCUCGACGAUGACAUGGUCUACACCCCGUUCAAAAACGACCACGGUCCACUCAACCUCGCCUAUACCUUUGACGCCUGUGUGCGCAUCUAUGACAAGCUCAACGCCAAGGAGCACAAGCGCCGUGCGCUGUGUCUCUACACCAGUCCCGACCCCGAAAAGAAGUCGAACAUGGCCCUCGUUGCUGCUCUCUACGCUCUCAUCGUCGAGCACCACGACCCCUGGGAUGCGUUCCAGCCGCUCGCCCACUUUGAGCUCUUGCCGUUCCGCGACGCGGGCAACGGGGUGAACGAGUUCGGCGUCACUAUCCAGGAUGUGCUGUACGGCGUGUGGAAGGCAGGCAAGAACGGUCUGCUUCAACUGCAAGAGUUUGACGCCGACGACUACCGCUACUUUGAAAGGGUCGAGAACGGUGACCUCAACGUCUUGGGAAGCUUUAUCGCAUUCGCAUCCCCGAUGGACCCGUCGUGGAUCAUCCGAAGCACACCGCCGGGCGAGCGUCCUCCGAUGUACAGCUCGUCGCAAGGCCGCAUGUUGACCGCGGCUUUUGAGAAGGUCAUGACCAAGUUCUACGAGGAGGACGUCAAGCUUGUCAUCCGCCUCAACGAUGAGCUGUAUGACCGCAGCCACUUUGUUCAGACCGGCAUGGACCAUGUCGACCUCUACUUUGACGACGGUACCAACCCCACUGAUGAGAUCGUGCGCGAUUUCAUCCGCAUUGUCGACGACACCAUUGCCAGGGGAAAGAAGGUCGCCGUCCACUGCAAGGCCGGUCUUGGUCGUACCGGUGUCCUCAUUGGAGCCUACCUCAUUUACAAGCACCAGUUCACCGCAUCCGAGGUGAUUGGAUACAUGCGCGUCAUUCGCCCCGGUAUGGUUGUCGGUCCUCAGCAGAGGUACAUGCAGCUCAACCAGAUGAAGUGGGCCGGAUGGGCAGCCAUUGACGCUCACCGCCCACCCAACUUCUCCGACUCUUUACCUUCUCCUCCCAUGGAGAACGAAGUAGAGCUCGUCCCCGUUUCCUCCCUUCCGCAGGUCGAGACCCCCUCACGCCCUUUGACCCCUGCUAAGCGUGUCCCGGCCCCUACGCCCUCUGGCAAGGGUGGCGACGCGCCUUGCCAACCUCGCAAGGGCCGCACACUCGUCGAGGUGACCCCCGAGCCCGAGGAGAACCUUCCCCCCAUGCGUUCUCGCAGCUCGACGCCAAAGCGCACUACCACCCAGUCGAUCCCCCCAUCACCGUCCUCGGAUCGUGGUGAAGGCUCAGUCCGGGGUAUCAAGCGUGGUUCGGGUCGCACCCCCGUUUCUUCCCCCCAGCCGGUUCGCGGCCAAGCUCCUCCUCCCGCCAGCACUCCUCGCCUAGCCGAGACGCAGGCCGGUCGUCUUGUUCGGUCGACCUCGAGUGCCAGCUGCAGCUCGAGUGUGUCCGAGCUCGACCAGCGAGCCACAAAGCGCCGCAACGGUGAUUCGCCCCUUGCCAAGUCGGGCCUCAGCUCCCCUCCCCCUAGCCGUGACACAACCCCGGCCGAUGACCUGCCCCCGGCACCGACCACUUUCCCAAUUGAGGAAAGCGAGGAGCCAACCACGCCUCCUGCGUCCAAGCUCACCUUUGACUCCAACACGCAGGUGAUGACACCUCCCAGCCCUGCGCAGCGCGAGCUCCCUCGUUCGCGUAGCUUGAUCCCCCGCCGUGGCGGCAUCCCCAUCUUCAAGGACGAGAAGCCCGCACGUCGCUCUGGCAGGACAAAGUCGGCGACCGAUACUGGGUCUCUGUCAGACUCGGAGGUGUCCAGCGCUGUCUCCAGCAGCGGUGUGGCGUCGACCCCGUCGUCCAACACACGCAGUAACAAGGUUCCCUCUUCGACGCGCAGGGCGCUCCUCUCCACCCCGAGGGUGUGGAACACACUCUCUCGCCUUGGCGGUGCCGCUCUUGGCCAAUAA
Molecule: messenger RNA, 2109 nt
Organism: Apiotrichum porosum
Lineage: Eukaryota; Fungi; Basidiomycota; Tremellomycetes; Trichosporonales; Trichosporonaceae
Gene: CDC14
Product: cell division control protein 14
Exons: 8
Coding region: 1-2109 (702 amino acids)
Biological process (GO): positive regulation of cytokinesis; regulation of exit from mitosis; microtubule cytoskeleton organization
Cellular component (GO): spindle pole; nucleolus; centrosome
Molecular function (GO): protein serine/threonine phosphatase activity; protein tyrosine/serine/threonine phosphatase activity
Source: RefSeq, a predicted model, not a curated record